This is a messenger RNA of Varanus komodoensis (Komodo dragon), 960 nucleotides long. RefSeq names its product olfactory receptor 14A16-like. The record is from RefSeq and is a predicted model, not a curated record. Lineage: Eukaryota; Metazoa; Chordata; Lepidosauria; Squamata; Varanidae. Gene Ontology annotation, cellular component: membrane. Gene Ontology annotation, biological process: G protein-coupled receptor signaling pathway. Gene Ontology annotation, molecular function: olfactory receptor activity; G protein-coupled receptor activity. The transcript has a single exon. The coding region runs from base 1 to 960 and encodes 319 amino acids.
AUGUUUCUUCAAGAGCAGAAUCUGGCUAAUGCAUCAUCUUUGUCAGGGUUUCUUCUCCUGGAAUUCUCAGAGGUUUGGGGACUGCAGAUUCUGCACUUCAUUGGAUUCCUGGUGUUUUACCUGGCAGCAGUUGCAGGGAAUCUUCUCAUCAUCUCUGCAGUUGCUCUGGAUGGCCACUUACACACCCCCAUGUACUUCUUUCUGAUGAACCUGGCCCUACAGGAUGUGGGUCAAGUGUCUGUCAUCUACCCCAAAGCCAUGGACAAUUCCCUCAGGAACCGCAGACACAUUUCUUACUCUGGGUGCAUGAUGCAAGUUCUCUUCUUUAUCUUCUUUCUAGCUUCUGAUUUCUUUCUUCUCACAGUCAUGGCUUAUGAUCAGUAUAUUGCCAUUUGCAAUCCGCUGCACUAUAAGAUGCUGAUGAAUAAGCAGUCCUGCAUCCAAAUGGCUUCCACCGUGUGGAUAAGUGGCUUUGUCUGUGGAGUACUGCAUACUGGAGGCACCUUUGCACCCCCCUUUUGCUCCAACAUCGUCAAUCAGUUUUUCUGUGAAAUUCCCCAGUUACUUAAGCUUGCCUGCUCUAAUCUGAUCCUGUUUGAAAUAGGAGUCCUUUCCUUCUUUGCUAUCAUUGUCUUAGUGUGCUGUAUUUUCAUUUUUGUGACUUAUAUGCACAUCUUCACUGCUGUUUUCAGGAUUCCUUCUGUUCAGGGAAGGCAAAAAGCCCUCUCGACUUGUCUUCCCCAUCUCACUGUUUUUUCUGAAUAUGUAUCUGCUGGGUAUUUUGCUUACCUGAAGCCCUCCUUUAAUUCAGUUUCACUUCUGGAUUUGACAUUUACUUUGAUAUAUUCCAUGGUUCCCCCCUUGAUGAAUCCAAUCAUCUACAGCAUAAGAAACAAAGAGAUAAAGCAAGCUUUAUCAAAACGAUUGGGUUUGAGGCCAUCUUUUAUUGCCAGUUAUUGA